This is a messenger RNA of Scheffersomyces amazonensis, 1562 nucleotides long. It is a transcript of the gene CHT4, whose product is annotated as putative chitinase. Gene Ontology annotation, molecular function: chitin binding; chitinase activity. The transcript has a single exon. Gene Ontology annotation, biological process: chitin catabolic process; carbohydrate metabolic process. Bases 117 to 1331 code for a protein of 404 amino acids. Gene Ontology annotation, cellular component: extracellular region. NCBI's taxonomy places the organism in Eukaryota, Fungi, Ascomycota, Pichiomycetes, Serinales, Debaryomycetaceae. The record is from RefSeq and is a predicted model, not a curated record.
AUAUGAUUAGCGGGUAAGUUACUUAGUAUUUGACCAUUAGAGAUUGUUGUGUAGUUGAAUUAAUAUUAAUUGAUAUUAGUUGGUUGGUUAUUUGUUAGAAAAAAAAAGAUUACAUAAUGAAUCUGGGUCAUCGCUACGAUAGACCUCAACAACCACUUCCCGCUGCCGCAGCUAGCGGACUGGACCAUAAGUACAAUAAUUGUGUUUAUUUCAGUAAUUGGUCAGUGUACGGGAGGAAACAUUUCGUUAGUGAUAUACCGAUUAAUUCGAUAAAUUAUAUAUUCUAUGCUUUUAUAAAUAUUAGUCCCGAUACUGGGGCCUUAAAGCUAAGUGAUUCAUACUGUGAUUUAGAGAUGGAACUUCCCUCACCAAUAAACUCAAACGCUAAGGUCAAUGGUUCAUUACAACAAUUAUACCAAUUGAAAAAGAUGAAUAGACAUCUUAAAGUGGUUAUGUCAAUUGGAGGUUGGGGUACAGCUGAGACUUUUGUUGAUAUGACUAGUAAUCCUCAAAAGGUUGAUAAUUUUAUAGCCAGUUGUAUUAAUUUUGUAAUUGAAUAUGGUUUCGAUGGUAUUGAUCUAGAUUGGGAAUAUCCAAAGACUAGAAACGAAGCUGAGUCAUUAGUUAUGCUUUUGAAUCGUCUUUAUAUUGGACUUAAAACCAUUUCUCCAUCAUUAAGUCUCUCAAUUGCAGCUCCCGCAGGUGAUGAGAAUAUUGACAUAUUAUUGAUCAAACAGAUGGAUCAAUAUUUGAGUUUUUGGAAUAUCAUGUGUUAUGACUUCAAUGGUCAAAGUUGGUCAUUGAAGACUGGUUAUCAUUCCAAUCUAAUUGGGUUUAAUGGUUGUAAUAAUUUAAAUGUUCAUUCAAUUAUAGAAAAGUAUGCUCAUAAGGGAGUAGCUUUAAAUAAGAUAAACCUCGGAAUGCCAUUAUAUGGGAGAGUAUUUCAUGGAGCUACAAGUUCUAAAGUUGGUCAAACCUUUUCAAAUAUUCGAAAAGCAGGAUCAUUAGAAGCAGACAUUAUUGAUUAUAAAUUAUUACCAAUUGGUAAUGUAUUUUAUGAUCCUACGAAUUGUUCAGUGGUUUGUUAUGAUAAGAGUUUACAACAAUUAAUUGUUUAUGAUAAUGAAGAAUCUAUUAAGAAUAAAGCUGAAUAUACAAAAGCUUAUCGAUUAGGUGGAGGAAUGUGGUGGGAUUCAGCAGGAGAUAAAUUAGGUCAAGAAUCAUUAGUGCAGAUUUAUAUCAAUAAUCUUGGAGGUCACAAAGUAUUAAACAAAUCACCUAAUAAUAUUAAUAUUUAUGCAAGUAGUAAAUACCUUCGUAAUAUAUUAUAAACGAACAAAAGUUUAAGUUUAAUUUUAAUUUUAAAUUUAAUUUUCAGUUUCAGUUUGAGUGUCAAUUUACAAAUAUAAAAAUUUAUGUAUAAAGUUCAUUAAUAUGAAAGCAAGCUGAAUGAAGAAAGUAAGUAAGAAAGGAAGGAAUAUAUAGUAAAGUAAAGACAAAAAGAUGAGCUAUAGAUAAAAGUUUAAUUCCGACUAAAGUACAUGCAUUUAAUUGUGAAAAAA